This is a messenger RNA of Mugil cephalus (flathead mullet), 2028 nucleotides long. RefSeq names its product GTPase IMAP family member 8-like. NCBI's taxonomy places the organism in Eukaryota, Metazoa, Chordata, Actinopteri, Mugiliformes, Mugilidae. Gene Ontology annotation, molecular function: GTP binding. The coding region runs from base 69 to 938 and encodes 289 amino acids. The record is from RefSeq and is a predicted model, not a curated record. The transcript is spliced from 2 exons.
GGAAAUAGUCAGAAGAACAUCUGGACUGCAACAAGACCUCUCAGAAGUGCUGAUUUUGAGAAACAAAGAUGGCAAGUGAAGGGGACUCAGAGCUUGCAGAGCUUGAUAGGCCUACUGUGAAUCCACAACCGGAAGAGCUGAGGAUCGUCCUGGUUGGGAAGUUGGGAGUUGGGAAGACCUCUGCAGGAAACAUCAUCCUGAGUGGAACACAGCCAUUCCCAAAACCUACAUCCUCUUAUGGGCUCAACACAAAAAAGUGUCAAAAGAAAUCAGAGAUGGUUGGUGAUAAAAAAGUGGUUGUAGUUGACACCCCAGGCCUGUGCAGCAUUGGGUCCCUGUCUGAGGAAGACGCGGUGAAAGAGCUGAAGAAGUCCGUCAAACUGGUCAAACCGGGUCCUCAUGUGUUCCUGCUUGUGAUGAGAUAUGGGAAAGACUUCACAAAAGAGGAAGAAAAAACACUGGAGAUUCUGCAGUGCACUUUUGGCAAAGAAUUUCUGCGCUACACUGUGAUCUUGUUCACCCAUACAGAGGACGUGGGUGAAAAUAAAAUCAGUGAUUUUAUUAAUUCAGAUAAAAAUAUAGACCUCAAACAAUUAAUCGAUGACAACGGUUUGCAAUACCACUUUUUUAACAUCAAUGUAAAUGGUGACCCUAAAAACCCUCCACUGCUGAGCAGGAUCCCAAAAGAAGGUUUUUACCAUAUUCAACUGCUCAUACAGGCGGAAAAUGCACUGAAACUGCAGAGAAGGGAAGGCGAUUUAAAAACUCUUAAAGUAUCUGUUAUAGGUGGAUUAGCUGCUGGAGCUGUGAUCGGGCAAUGUAUUUCUGAGGGUGAGCUGACGUCCAAGAUGGCAGCUUUGCUAGGAGCUGUAUUGGGUGGGAUACUGGCCUUUAUAAUAGCACGUUUAGGGAUAUGCAUCAGAGACCUAGUGAAGUGAUGCAUCAUAUAGUGAGUUGUCAAAAGUUCUCCUAUCUCCAAGGGCCAGUUUGUUCAAAAUUAAUCUCAUCAGAUUUUAGUUAUCGAACUGGAUCCAAUUUUGAAAAUGGGUUGUUCAAAAAGGCAAGAAGGAUUCUGAAUUCGGAUAAGAUAACAUAAUCCAAUCCUAGUUUCAAUCUGGAUCAAACCUCAAAACGUUUCAGCUGGAUUUGGAUAACUUUGAUCCAAAAACAAACAAGGGGUAGGAUUUCAAGGUGGAUUUCAGGAAAAAAAUGUAGUGAAACUCAUAAACUAGUCAAAAAAUACAACAUUUGUAUCAUUUAGUGUAUAUACUUGUAUUCAUAUUUUGCACUUGACUUGUAGAUAAAGCAGGCAUAGGCUAACAAUUAAUCCUUUCAGUGUAGUAAAGUCAAAAUAAAAUAUCCCCCAACACGUUUCAAUAAUAAACAAAAAUAAUUAUUAUGCAUCUUGAAAAUGUCUACUUUUUUUUUUUUUUUUUAAAUAUCUACAAUGUAUUUGUUUAUGUAUAUUUGUUUAUUUGUUGUGGCUCAGAUGAGGGGUCAUAAGAGAAAUUAUAAAUAAAGUGGAUAUUUAUGUUAUUUUUGUGUUUUCCCUUAAAAUAAGAACUUAAAAAGUGUGUAACUGAAAAACUAAGACGGAUUACCUGAUUCUGAAUAGUAAAAAAUGGGAUUUCCAGUUACGGACAAUUUUGAUCUGGAUUAAAACUGACCCCAAAUGUCUUCUAAAGGAGAUCUGUAUAUAUUCAGUUAUUUCAAUGUAUUGUUCUUUAUUUGUUUUUAUGUCUUAGCCUAAAAACCAGACUAUUGUGACUGAAUUGACUAUAUUCUUUUGUUGUUGUUUUUUACUGUGUAAAUAAAGAGUAAAAACACCCCAUAAAUAGUAUGUUUGACAGUUACUUCUUGUAGUUAAAGUGUUUAAAUGUGGAACAAAUGUUCAGGUCAUUACAGCUUUGAUCUUUAUUCACUCUGAUCAAAUGAUCUGAUGAUAACGUGUAUUUUUGUUGCUUGAUCUGUAUUUCUCCUGAAUCAACUUUACUUUGUGAGAUUAUUAACAAAUCUUUUUUUUUUUUU